This is a messenger RNA of Halichondria panicea, 1423 nucleotides long. RefSeq names its product tight junction protein ZO-1-like. Lineage: Eukaryota; Metazoa; Porifera; Demospongiae; Suberitida; Halichondriidae. The transcript is spliced from 12 exons. Bases 68 to 421 code for a protein of 117 amino acids. Gene Ontology annotation, molecular function: protein binding. The record is from RefSeq and is a predicted model, not a curated record.
UUGGUGGAGGAGCACUCUAAAACACUGGAGAGGGUCACUGAGCAGAAGUGGCCGGUCAAUUGGGACGAUGCUGGGUUCAGUUUGGUGGGUGGGCGUGAUGAACCUCAGCUGCCCAAUCCUGGAACCUUCAUCGGUGAAUCAGGGCGGACCUGCCGAAGAUAAAAUAAAGGUUGGAGACAUCCUAGAGUCAGUGAACGGCAUCAAUCUGGACAAUGCCGACCACAGAGAGGCAGUGAGGGCAGUCAAAGAGACGAAGAGGACCCUCAGCAUUAUCUUCCGUCAGCGUAAGAGUGCGUAUCCCAUCGUCAUGGGUAUCGUACAAUCAGUGACCUCUGUACCCCACCCACCCCCUCCUCAAGUGGCAGUGGCCAACACUGAGACACUCGAGUAUUCUCUCUACGUCACGAGCAAAGAGAUCUGAUCUGGAUUCAAAUUUGAUUGGUCGACAGUAUGCACAGUCACUGACGUGGCUGCUAAUACUGAAACUCGGAGAUCGUAUCAUUAAGGUCAACAGCCAAGCCAUACAACGUAAGGCUAUACAACAUGAGAAGCCCUCUAACAUCAUGAAGCCACACAAAAACAUCCUGAGGCUUGAGAUUGAGCGACCUUACAAGAACGACCGGUCAUACCUCGGUCAAGCUCUCCCGGCAAAGAACAUUGCUGAAAGUUAGACGGACAGUAAGAGGUUGUCGUGGGCCAGUACUAGCAUCAUUCCGGUCCUCAAACCAAAGAGGGCAAUCAGCUGCGAGGAUAACACACAGCAAUCCUCUGUGUCACAUGACUCAGAGCCGCUGAGUGAAGCCAUGGCCCAGAGGAGGACCUCAUUCACCAACUAUAAGCCUCAGAGCAGAGAGACCUACAGCUCACCAGACUCAAUUAAAGGACUAUUCCUAUGAAACAGAGUCUCAGGAUAGCAGUGGCAACAAAGCUGGUCUCUAUGGUAACUGCCGUCAAGCGUAACCAUGACAGUGGUGCGGAGGCGUAUCAUCUGCAACCCCCCAGCAACAACAACCGAGGCCUACAUCUGACGGUGUUAUAUAUGGCAACUUCAAUGAGAGGAGGAUUGAAUACGAGGAAGUGCUCUUGUCUGAGCGUACUGAUAGCCAGUCUGAGAGCUAUCUCUCUGAGACUAGCUACUAUGGUGGACUGAGCAGCACUCAGAGUAUCGACCUGACCUUCCACUCCUCCAGACCACCCCCUCACAUAACAGAUUGACUGUGGACACAAUGAUGACGACGCAGGCUCCCACACAGCAUCACAGUGACGAGGAGGAGGGCACAGGUGUCGGCUUUAUGGCACGUGACGAUGCCUCAAUCACAGACUCACAGUCACUGCAGCAGGCUCUCUGUUACUUGCACUGUCAGGGGAUUGUUCACAAUGACCUGAGACCCUACUGCGGGGUCAUGGCAUCAUUAAGAGCUAG